Penicillium longicatenatum is the source of this 1353-nucleotide messenger RNA. RefSeq names its product PPIL4 family peptidylprolyl isomerase. Gene Ontology annotation, molecular function: RNA binding; peptidyl-prolyl cis-trans isomerase activity. The transcript is spliced from 4 exons. Gene Ontology annotation, cellular component: nucleus. The coding region runs from base 1 to 1353 and encodes 450 amino acids. NCBI's taxonomy places the organism in Eukaryota, Fungi, Ascomycota, Eurotiomycetes, Eurotiales, Aspergillaceae. The record is from RefSeq and is a predicted model, not a curated record. Gene Ontology annotation, biological process: protein peptidyl-prolyl isomerization.
AUGAGUGCCUUGCUGGAGACCUCCUUGGGCGAUAUCGUCAUUGACCUCUUGGUUGACGAGUCGCCCAAGGCCUGUGAGAACUUCCUCAAGCUGUGCAAAAUCAAGUAUUACAAUUAUUCUCCCGUCCACAGUGUCCAGAAGAACUUCUCCUUCCAGACCGGAGACCCGCUUGGCCCUGACGCCCCCGAGAGCGAUGGCGGAUCUUCGAUCUGGGGCUUGCUGGAUGGCCCCUCUAAGCGCACCUUUCCAAUCGACCUGCCGAAACUCAAGCAUACCGAGCGCGGAAUGGUGAGCAUGGCAACCGUUCCAGCCACCAACGAUCCCGACCAACGCCUCGCCGCCAGCCAGUUCUUAAUUACCUUGGGUGACAAUCUGGACUACCUGGAUGGGAAGGCGGCUAUUUUUGGCAGAGUGGUUGAGGGAUUUGAUGUGUUGGAAAAAAUAAACGAUUCGUUUAUCGAUGAUCGAGGUCGACCCUUGAAAGAUAUUCGCAUCCGCCACACCGUCGUUCUAGAUGAUCCCUUUGAUGAUCCCCCAGCGCUGGUCGAACCGCCUGAGAGUCCGUUGCCAUCCAAAGCACAGUUGGCGACGGUGCGAAUUGCAGACGAUGAGGAAUUGGAUGAUGAGAUGGAUGAGGAUGCCAUGGAGAAGUUGCGCCGGGAGCGCGACGCUCGGGCUCAGGCCUUGACCUUGGAGAUGGUGGGAGAUCUGCCGUUCGCCGACGUCAAGCCCCCGGAGAAUAUUCUCUUUGUGUGUAAAUUGAAUCCGGUGACUCAAGAUGAGGAUCUACAAUUGAUCUUUAGUCGAUUUGGUGUCAUUCUAUCCUGUGAGGUAAUACGGGACAAGCGUACUGGAGAUAGUCUGCAGUACGCUUUUAUUGAGUUCGACAACCAGAAAGACUGCGAACAAGCCUACUUUAAGAUGCAGGGUGUACUCAUUGAUGAUCAUCGAAUCCACGUUGAUUUCUCUCAAAGUGUUUCCAAAUUGUCCGAGAGUUGGCGCAACGCCACCGUCACCAAGCGCAGGCAGCGAGGUGGAUUUGGUGGUGUCGCUGAUCUUGAAAAGAAACGCCAGUACCGAGAGUCUGACGACACUCGAGCGGACGAGCCUGAUGAUAGCUACAAUAUGGUCUUUGAUAAAAACAAGCGCCGAGAUCAAUCAUCUGGGCCGCCUGCCGCUCGUGAGGAGCGCCAUCGCAGCCCUCCAAGAGAUUCAUACCGAGAUCGACGAGAUCAAGUUCGACCUCGUCGCCGUUCUCCAAGUCGAAGUCCUGGGCCAAGAGACCGCCGAGACCGCGAUCGCUACCGUGACCAUCGCCGGCGAGAUGAUCGGUAUGAUCGUCGACGAAUGUAA